GGAGGGGUGACCGGGAGCUGUCUACUGUACGCUACAGUAAUGAGAUUAUUCAACUCCUAAAGCUUCGUGUAAAUAGUAGUCGUUGCGUUAUUUCUCGCACACCGCACGCGCCCGCGUGCUCGCCCGUUCAGCUCGACCCCCGCCAAGAAAAGCGCCCCUUUUAAUGACAUUCUUUUUUUGGAAAGAAACUGCUCAUUGGAACCUCCGUCACUCUUUGCGCACAUGACUUUUCUGAUGGAAGAGAGAACGACGGAGGUUACAUUUGUUGCUGUUUGCUACUUUAGGGGCUCAAAAACUUUUAAUCCCCGUGGCUGAGAGAAACACACCCCGCCGAACCAUGGAGAACCAGACCGAAUCGCAGAGCAGCACCGAGGACGUCCGUAAGAGCGGCUAUCUGCGCAAGCAGAAAUCAAUGCACCGGCGGUACUUCGUGUUACGGACGGCCUCGGAGCGUGGCCCGGCUCGACUCGAAUACUACGAAAGUGAGAAGAAAUUUCGAGGUAAAACGCCCGUGCCCAAAAAGGCAUUGGUGCUGGAGACGUGCUUCAACAUCAACAAACGAGCCGACUCCAAGAAUAAACACAUGAUCGUGCUUUACACGCGGGCUGAGAGCUUCGUCGUGGCGGCGGAGAAUGAGACGGACCAGGAGGAAUGGUACCAAGCCAUGGUGGAACUUCAAUGCAAGAGUAAAGCACUAUGUGACAGUGUGAAUGGGGGAGACUAUGGAGUACCAACUCCUGGUCCUGCCUUUAAGGAGGUCUGGCAGGUGAAGGUUUGGCCGAAAGGUCUGGGUCAAGCCAAGAACUUGGUUGGCAUCUACCGGCUAUGCCUAACUGAAAAGACAGUCAACUUUGUUAAGCUAAACUCUGAUGCAGCUGCUGUUGUGCUCCAGCUAAUGAAUGUGAGACGUUGUGGUCACUCUGAAAACUUCUUCUUUGUGGAGGUGGGCCGCUCUGCAGUAACUGGCCCUGGAGAGUUUUGGAUGCAAGUGGAAGAUUCUGUGGUGGCACAGAAUAUGCAUGAGACUUUGCUGGAAGCCAUGAAGGCCUUGAGUGAGGAAUUCCGCCAGCGCAGCAAGUCACAGUCAACUGCUGCAGGAGGCGGUGCCACUGCGUCAAAUCCUAUUAGUGUUCCAUCCCGACGCCAUCACCCCAACCCUCCACCCAGCCAGUUUGGAUUCACAAGACGUCCACGAACUGAGCCACCUGGUAGUACAGGAGGAGGUGGAAAUAGCAAUAGCACCUCUCCAAAUUCUCGGCACAGCUUUCCCCGAACUCGAGCAUCCAGUGAUGGUGGAAAAGUUGAAGACGGAGGUGAUGCAGCAACAGGAGGGACUACAUCCUGCUCAAGUCCCACCACCAAUGGGUCAUGUUCAAAUACCCCUAUAUUGAGAUCAACAUCUGUUUGCGCUCCAACCCCAGUCAAGGCACAGCAUGCUUUAAUGAGAUCCACCUCAACUCCAGCUUCUUCAGCUGCACCAAUCCUGACUUCCAGCUCGGAAUCUGAUUUUUGUGGGAUUGGAAAUAGUAGUGGGUGUGGAAAUGGUAGUGUGUACAGUCAAAUACCCCUCGGACAGCCCUCUGUCUCUGGCUCAUUCAGUGACUAUGGAUCCUCAGAUGAAUAUGGCUCUAGCCCUGGUGAGCACUCUCUGCUUAUCCCAACAGUGCAGACAGGGUCUGCAGUUAGCUCAGGUGGGCAUUCCCUUGGGGAAGACGUGUCCAACUACAUUCUUAUGGCUCAAAGAGGGGCAUCCAAACCCCAGUCAACACAACAUACAUUACCACAGACUAGGAGGGUUCUGAGACGAUCUUCUAGCAGACAGUGUGAAGCGGAGCACAGGCUAAUGAGCAAACGGGCCUCCCUCCCACCUAUGGCUUUAGAGAGAUUUGCACCACUUCAUCGAGCUGGAGAGGGACCAGUUGAAAAGGAUAAUUAUGCAAUUAUGACUUGCACCACCAGCCGAGAACCUUUUGGUUCAAGGCAGGAUUCUGGAACAACAGCAAGUGGAACAGGGUACCUAGAAGUAUCUGCUGAGCUCAAAGGUGAUGCUGGUAGCAGUGGAACAGUUGGCCCUGCUGUCAUUGGAGGAAGUAAUGGCACUGUGGAUAAUGGAUAUAUGUCCAUGUUGCCAGGAGUGAUAGCUCUCCCAGUAUCCCUUUCUCACUCCCUCUCAGUAGCAGUUUCAGAUCCAGACUCAAAGCCUGCGGAUGACUAUAUGGCAAUGACCCCCAAUAACAGUAUUUCACCCCCCCAGCAGAUCUGUCCACCACCAUCUGGCAUAGAUGGUUACAUGAUGAUGUCUCCCAAUAGUAGCUGUUCACCAGACCAACGAGGGGUGCCUACCCCCUGGGUUGGCAGUAGCAGCGCUGACAGCCGUACUGGCAGUGACUAUAUGAAUAUGUCACCUAUUAGUGCCCGUUCUGCCAAUAGUACCCCACCACCACAGGAGCCCCUCACAUCAUCUGACGCUUAUCCUCAGCAGCCUCAACCCAAGAUGGUAUAUUCUUACUAUUCUCUACCACGCUCCUACAAACAUAGUACUUCAACACAUUUUGAGGAAUUGCCAGGAAGAGGAAAGCAUCUUGUUAAUGGUGGUAGAGGUCUGGGUGGAGGUAGGGGGUUUAGUAUUAGCAAGUCCAAGCAUCAAGAAUCCCCUAUUGGCCAACAUCUUUCCCUUUCCUCCAUCUCAUACUCUUCUAGCUCAGCCAGCAAUGAAAACCUGGGUGAAAGCGAAGAAAAAGCUAUCAAAGUAACAGGAGGAGCAGCAGAAGCUAUUGCGAAGGAUAUUGAACAACUGCCCUUGCAACAAAGACAAGGGUCUAGGGGGGUAAAGCAAGGUCACCCUGGCAAAAGGAACCGACCUCUUAGCCUGUUUGUUGAUAUCUCAAAAGCCAACACUCUACCGAGGGUCCGUGAGACACCCCUUGCUCCUGAACCUAAAAGUCCUGGGGAGUAUGUAAGCAUUGAAUUUAAGGGUGAGAGGAACAUUAAGGUAGGAGACAAUGGUAUCAGAGGAUUUCGGCAAGAUGCUUCCCUUCCAUCCAAUGCCCACCUUCCCUCACCCAGGCCAACCUCUUGUGUUGAUGGGUUCUUAACACUCUCCCAUAGCUCCUCUACUCUGAUCCCCCCAUCAGCUGCAUCUGAGUAUGUUAACAUGGAGCUGGGAGCCUCACCUUCCCCCUCUCCCAUUUCACUAACAGCACUGGGGUUUCCCCCAUUCCCCACCCCUCCUCUUACACCUGCUGCAGCCCUUAAAGCUUGUGAUGAUCAUAGGUCAACACCCCUAAAUGAGGACAAGGCAGAGGUUGAGAAAGGACAUAAAAAAAACAGGCCGGUGUCAGUACAACUCUCUGAAAACUCACCCACAUCAUGUGGUGACUACACAAAGAUGGCUUUUAUCCUGGGCUCAGACAACACUUCAAGUUCUACAUCACCCAAAGCCUCCAUGAAAGAUCAGCCAGAGUCAGUAAUCCCAGCUCUAGCUUUGGGACUGGGGUUAGACUUUCCUCUCACCAAGGUCCUAAAUCCAGACCUUGGAGCUAGGGUAAUCCGAGCAGAUCCUCAAGGUCGUCGACGCCAUUGCUCUGAAACGUUUCAAGCCCCUUCCUCUCUGCCACCUUGCCCGUCAACAUUAUCUUCCUCUGCAUUCCCUGAACACACCCAAACUAUUGCCCGUCGAAUUGGUUUUGAUGGUAUGCUAUGGGGGAACAGUGGCUCAGCUGACAUCUCAUCUCAGUACAUCAACCCUGGGGUACCCAACUUAUCUACUUCACAGACAUCCUCCAUCGAGCAGGGCCUUAAUUACAUAGACUUGGACCUGGCUAACAAGGAGAGUCCCCAUGCUGUCACAGAAGGGCAAGCAGCAGUCCACACACCUGCUGGCCGCCUCUUUUCUUCUGUGCUAGGUGGAGGAGCUGCAGGGGGUUCUGUAGGAACUGGAGGUUCAGUCAGUAGUACUUCAAGUCUGAACACGUAUGCUAGCAUUGACUUCUACAAGUCAGAAGAGCUAAGGACACACCAAGGCAGCAGCAGCAGUAAAGAUAGUACAGGUAAGAUAAUAUUUAAUCUCAAAUGGUAUUAG
Molecule: messenger RNA, 4081 nt
Organism: Xyrauchen texanus (razorback sucker)
Lineage: Eukaryota; Metazoa; Chordata; Actinopteri; Cypriniformes; Catostomidae
Product: insulin receptor substrate 1-B-like
Exons: 2
Coding region: 338-4081 (1247 amino acids)
Biological process (GO): insulin receptor signaling pathway
Cellular component (GO): plasma membrane; cytosol
Molecular function (GO): insulin receptor binding; phosphatidylinositol 3-kinase binding
Source: RefSeq, a predicted model, not a curated record